UUUUGAUUUUGCUGCUAUCGAGCAUUUUUACGUGACUGUAUGGGCUCCAGCAUAAGCACUCGUGGUUAGGAAGAAAAAGGAUCUAUGUAGAGUUUUUCUGGAGGUCCGAAAAUUCAAAUAAAAUCCUCUUGUUGAAUGGUCUUUGAUUCUUCGCCCCAGAUGAUUGAAAAGGUAGAUCCCUCCGAUGGUGCCGACUCCGUUCGAUCAUGAUGAUAUUACUUCACAAAACAGGCGACAUUGGAAGACGUUUUACGAUGUGUAACUGGCGUAGCCAGUUCAUCAAGCGACAUAAUUUACAAAAGGAAAAACAAAAACUACGAUUGAAUGUCAAGAUUUUUUGUUGUGGUUCACAAUCAUGAGCAAAAACCGAGCAGCAGCAGAAAAUGACACUCAAAUCGUGAAGGCACCAGCACAUCAGCAGGCACUAGGUUCUACUACCCCAGCAUGUUGAGGCAGCGAGGGCGGUGAAGAAUAUUUAUCGAGGACGCCGCACCACGACGGACCCGACGACCCUGCUCCUGACACCCAGCAUCUAGCUUUUGUAGUAGUAAGUACCCAUCUCCCAUUGUUGUAGUAAAAAUGGCGAAAGCCAGCACCAAGGACCGCAAGCGGUCCAGGAGCCGAUCCGACCGCGACCGCAAAAGAUCAAGAAGUAAGAAGGACAGGAAAAACGACGACAAGAAAGAAAAGGACGUGAACAAAAAGAAGUCCCGAAGCCGCGAUGUUGACAAAAAAGAGAAGGACGUGAAAAAGAAGUCCCGAAGCCGCGACCGGGAGCGACGCGGAAACAAGGACAAGAAGGAUGACAUUAUCCCGUGCAAAAGUAGUAUUUCGUUUCGUAUGAAAUUGCAUAACUAGUGCGUGACGGAUACAGAUAAUGUAUCUGACUUAAUCUGAACGUGGACCUCAUGUGGUCCCACUUUUUUUUUUGGAAAAAAAUUGCAACCCACAGCUUCAUCAUCGAUCUACUAGCGCGAAGAAGUUACUUUCGCAGUGCAUAAGAGAGGACAAGAAGAAGUCCCGCAGCCGCGACCGGGAGCGGGAACGAAGAGAGCGGGAGAAGAAAAAAUCCAGGUCGCGUUCCCGGAGGCGAGACCGGGAGAAGGAGAAAAAGGAGAACAAGUCUUCGAAGAGCACCGAGAAAAAGGAGCUCAUCUCGUUGCCGAAAAAGUCCAACUGGGACGUGGCGGGCGUCUCGGACCCGACGCAAAGGAAGGGCUUUGUGACGAACGACGUGACGGGAAACUACAUGCGGUCUGACAUCCAACUCUCGCAAACCUCCCUACCCGUUCCCGAAGCGGGCGGAAUGGUCGUGAAAAUGGGACUCCACGGACCGAUCUCCGUACACGUGCCGUCGGCAACGCAAACGGGGGGAGGAGCAUCUGCUUUGCCGAUAUGGAUUGCGUGUGAAACGUGCAGAGGCGCAUCAAACUGGCUUACAGCUUGUUCACCGAUAAACAUAUCAUGCAGGUUGGUGCAUAAAAUAGAUCAUGACAUAGAUAGGUGACUGCCAUUAAAAAGUUGUACCACUGUAGAGGAACUUUUGUACAGAUUUUGCAUAAGAAGUACUUGUUCUCAAUUUUUAUCUUCUACGAGGAACAAAGUUGGAAAAGCCACAGCGUCCAAAUGACAACAUAGCGCUGCGAACAACAUGCAUCUCUAGCAUUUAUAAUUCUACUUCUUCUACACAUCAAAGGGUGGAACUAUCGAAAUCGAAACAGAUGCAAGCAAAAAUCGAUUCCUCCUGCACUUUUCCAUCUGAUUCUUUGUAGGAUCUACUUCAACUUUGACAGGGUCUGCUGCCGCGAGUGGGUCCACCUCCACGUCUGCAGGCGGCGCCGCGGGCGUGCACGCCCAGAAAGUGAAUAAGGCUUUCAUGAGCAAACCGAAUUACGACAACGACGAACUGAAGUCCCGGGUGCUCAUAGUGGAAAACCUGAAUCCCAUAUCGCGAGAAAAAAAGCGUUACAGUUACGACGCAUCGUGUUGCGGGACAAGCAAUGCAGAGAAGUUAAAACAACCUUUGUGAUGCAGAAAAUAAAUCCUUCUUGUCUUGUGAGCGAGCCUCGUGGCAUGCGCUGUUUCCAUUUAUGAUCCCAAUUUCUGGAUGACUGUAUACUUUUAUCAGUCGUGCAGCGAAAGUUCGCGUUGCUGAAGUUGUUGCAACAAAAAAUGCGUUACUGUAGCAGUACUUUUUUCUCGGGAUAUCCCAGAACCAUCGCGACCAACCUCAUGACGUUCGUGAACACGUAUAAGCUCCUACAUAGUAGCUUAUUUUCAAUCAUUUUGAUCAAUCUUGUCGGUGUGGAAGUGGUUUCACUUUCAUCCGCAUGAAAGAAAAGACGAGUAGAUACUUGAGAGCAUUAUACGCGUCUACACUCGAAAUAGUCUUCUCAUAAUUUCAAGCACCUCAGCAGACUUUCCUCAUCCUCAAAAACCAAAAUAUCCAACCACAGCUUCAUUCUUGCCGUGACGAAAAAUCAAGCGAACCUCGCCUCUUUGGAGACCCAAGUGUCCAAUUUCAAGCCGGUGUACGACUGCGAAGUGGAUUACAACAUGAAUCCGGGGGGCGCCGCGAGGGCGAAGCUGUACUUUCGGUCGUUCGAGGGCACGCAAGUCGGGCUGAACGUGCACGGGAUCGAGUACGAAGGGGCGCAACUGUGGGUGUACCGGCCGGGGAACGAGUUCGAAACCUCGGACGUGUAUCAAAGGGAGUUGAAGAAGGUUAAUAUCGAAAUCGAGAAGAGAAACAAGGAAAUCGAGAAAGCCAAUGCAGCGGCGCGCAAAGCCGCGGCUGCAGCUGCGGCGGCGGAGAGGAAGGAGGAACUAGAAAGAGCAGGGAGCAGAGGGGAAGCAAAGAAAAUCGACGAGCAGGCCGAUAAGGACGGGAGUAAAAUGGAAGUUGACGAGGAACAGGGAGAUGGCGCGACGAAGGCGAUUUCUAGUGGUGACAAAGAUCAUCUUCAGGCCCAAACCGCGGCCCCCGUAAUUGGAGCUGCAGCCACCUCACCGGUAGCGAAGGCGAUAAACGCGAAUACAACUACCGAGGAGCAGGGCAACAUGAAAAACCUUGCCGCAGCAGGAGGCGAGGACCCGAAACUUUCCCCGUCGACUGACAACAACCCGUUUACGCCCGAAAAAGUGAUAGCGGAAAAAGACGAGGAUUUACCGAACAAAGAUCAGAACAAGCUAUCCCCCCAAAAAUUAUCCCCGACCAAGAACGGUGUUGAAAACAAGAAGCCACUAGGAGAACAAGUAGCUCCUGACGUUGUACUAGAAGUGAUAGACGAGAAGGAUCAGAACAAGGACCCCAACAAGACGUCUUCGCCAAUCAAGCUCCCGUCAGAAUCGAAACUCAUCGACCCUCUGAAUCAAGAGAAGAAACAAGCCGCGGAAGUUGUAAAUCGUGAGCAGAUACUAGGAGUAAGUAGUGAAAAUAAUGACGCCAGCAUGAUCAACAAACCAGAACUUCCAAAAAUACAGCGGCUCGAAUCCUUGGUAGCCACUCUCCCGCCCACCCACUUUGUGCUACGGCAGGACCAGUUGACGAAUGCGAGUCUGACGUUGUACAAACUUUUGGGCCUUCCGGACCCGACGGAGGAAGUGAAAAAACGCCGAGCAGGAAAACUGUCCUUCCUCGAAGCGCCAGUUCAAAUGACGGAAUCGCAGCUCAGGGAGCUGUUCCUACAGUUCGGGGAACUCAAGUAUACUUUUUACUUAAUAAUAAAGAAUAUAACAAAGCCGACUUAAUGUUGGGGUUUGUCUUUGACAAUGACAACUCAAGAGCUCGUCUCACUUUAGUAGAGGAGCUCGCAAGGGAGAAGAACUACAGAGUGCUUCACCAGGCAAGUGGUCUGAAAUAAAAAGAUAAACAUCAUAAACAACAGGUAUUUCGAGCUGAUGGUUCAUCGGGACGGUGGGUCAAAAGGCUACGGGAUGCUGGAAUACGAACCCAACGCAGAAGUCGACUUCGACUUGGUUUUUCAGGUAUGAAUAUGAUACACUGGAAAUUCGUCUUGCUCUUUUGAAUGUCAAAAAAGAUGUUGAACCCUCUGUUAACAGAGGGGAGGUCAUCUUCUUCAUGAUGUACCCUAAUUGUAAUUGAUUUAUUGCCAAGGUAAGUUAUGUUGACCAUUAUCGAAGAACGAACACAUUCACAUCAUCCUCAUCCAUUACACAUCCAACAGUGUCUGAACGGUUUUGUUCUGGAGGGCAAAGCGCUGAAGGUCCAGCACCUGAUGGCCCAGGCCACCCAGGUGACGCAGCAAUCGUCCCUGGCCGCCCACCUGAACACCAUUCAGCAGCCGCAGACGGUGACCGCGAAACUGUUCAAGAACCCCCUGGUGUCCCACCGGCUGGCGGAGGGCCUGCAGACCGGCAAAUUGCCGUCCACCGUGGUGCAGUUGCUGAACUGUGUGUCCGAGACGGAUCUGUUGGACGAGAAGGAUUACCAGUCCGUGAAAAACGACAUCACCUCGGUCGCGAAAAAGUACGGGGUCAUCGAGGAGGUGCGGAUCCCGCGGCCCUCCACGUCCAACUUCGCGGACACACUGGCGAACGGGGUCGGCAAAGUCUUCGUCCACUACGCCAACGUGACGAGCGCGCGACGGUUCCAGGCGGAGGUAAACGGGCGGAAAUUCGACAACCGCGUCGUCUGCGCGGCGUUCUACCCGUCGACCAGGUUUGCGCAGGGGCUGUUCACCCUGGACAGCGGGACGGCAAGGUAAUUGGGGAAGUAAUGGAGCAGGCGGUGGACUACCUGUGUGUUUGUACAAAAACUACCCCCUCGCCGUCCCACGAUCAUGCGUAUGAAUUUUUCAAAAAACUACGCAGAACGAAGAACAAAAUGAACCAAUUUGUAGAUACCCAAAGAAAAUAAGCCUGAAGGUACUUCUUAUCGCAAAUCAAACCCUUUAUUUUGAGAAUUCAGUGUAUCAGCGACCAGUUGUGGAAGUGGAAAACGUCGAAUCGAACGAAUGUAUCCGUAUUGACAUGAUCAGCGCACGCGCAAGUUUGAAUAUGAAGGAAAAAUUCUCUCGCAAAAGUGUACGUUUGAGUUUGUACAUGGAUGAAGAU
This is a messenger RNA of Amoebophrya sp. A120, 5076 nucleotides long. The record is from the annotation of a GenBank genome assembly. NCBI's taxonomy places the organism in Eukaryota, Dinophyceae, Syndiniales, Amoebophryaceae.